AUGUCAGCAGAUCUGAACUGUGACUUCCAAUUGGCAUGUCAAUGGCGUAAUUACACUGCUGGAGAAGAUAAUGGUGAUUUUCUGAUAGCAAGCAAUGUCCGGCUGGGAAACCGUUUCAAUAUUAUUUCUUCGAAAAAUAAUUCAAAUGAGCUAUUUGCAUACACACAUGGACCUUUCGAUGGAAUACAAAAAGCCACUUUAAUAAGCAACAUUAUAAGUUGUCAGCUAGGCGGUGGCACCUUAACUUUUUGGUAUUAUCGCACAGGUGACUCAGCAACGCUAGAAGUGUGUGUACGUCAACCGCCAGGAAGCUUGAACGUUGCGGAUCUACGAUGUUUUCCUGUUUUCCCCAAAAAUCGUGCUCAUCAAUGGUUAUUCAAUGCCGUUGAAUUCCCGCCGCUUACGCAACCAUUUGAACUUUUGAUACGCUCAAAUUAUAUUCAGCCGUUCGACGUCAUUGCAAUCGACGAUAUCUUCUACGAUGCGGCACUUUGUGAGCGUGGAGUAAAUAAAAGCAUAAAAAAUGGACAUCGUAGACAGAAAAAUCCCGUAAUCGCUGCGUGGCUUGAAGGAGCUCAAUGUUUUCACUAUACAUCACAUUCAGCGAUGCUUACGGAACAAGCUAACUUGUCAUCAUAUGAUACUCGCAGGACACAGCGAAAGUGUAGGGAUGCCACCGAUAAUGGUAGUCUACUUAACAAAUUAAAUCUAGAUGAAAAUCGAAUUAUUGAUUUUCUCAAUACUGGUGGAUAUUUAAAAAUUCUGGGACUCGCAAUAGUCAAACAUCAAUGA
This is a messenger RNA of Loa loa (African eye worm), 792 nucleotides long. RefSeq lists its product as hypothetical. NCBI's taxonomy places the organism in Eukaryota, Metazoa, Nematoda, Chromadorea, Rhabditida, Onchocercidae. The record is from RefSeq and is a predicted model, not a curated record. The transcript is spliced from 6 exons. Gene Ontology annotation, cellular component: membrane. The coding region runs from base 1 to 792 and encodes 263 amino acids.